AUGGUCAGCCCCCAGAUCACCAACCUGAUCAUCAUGCUCGGCAUGGUGCAGGUCUCCCGCAAGGUCCCCUUCGAAGACCCCAACGUCCUGAACAUGUGCCGCGCCGGCUACAUUGCCAGCAACAUCAUCAUCGCCAUCAUCUACCUCUACGUCCAGGCCCAGAUUAACAAGAAGAAGGACCUUACCACGCUCAAGUACGUCGAGCCACCAGCGAUGGGAUCCGCCGAGGAGGGCAAGCUUGUCACCACCACCAUCCACGCCUACGACACCACCCAGCUCCGCCAGGCCUUCCGUUCCCAGGCCAUGGGAAUUGCCAUGAUGGCCUUCAUGCACAUCUACAUGAAGUACACCAACCCCCUCCUGAUCCAGUCCAUCAUCCCCCUCAAGAGCGCCCUCGAGAGCAACCUCGUCAAGAUCCACGUCUUUGGCCAGCCCGCCGCCGGCGACCUCAAGCGUCCUUUCAAGGCUCCCGCCGGCUUCAUGCAGGGUCUCCAGAGCGGCCCCGCUGCUAGCGACAAGAAGGCCAUUGAGACUGCCGAGCGUGCCGGCCGCGGUGGUGCCAAGGAGGAGUAA
Messenger RNA from Colletotrichum fioriniae, 573 nucleotides. It is a transcript of the gene PHO88, whose product is annotated as phosphate transporter (Pho88). The record is from RefSeq and is a predicted model, not a curated record. Lineage: Eukaryota; Fungi; Ascomycota; Sordariomycetes; Glomerellales; Glomerellaceae. Gene Ontology annotation, cellular component: endoplasmic reticulum; mitochondrion. Gene Ontology annotation, biological process: protein targeting to ER.